UCACAUCGGAACAUCCAAACUAGCCAGCCUUCACUCAUCCACAGGCCUGCUCAUCAAGUAGGAGUAUUAAUUCCUGGCUAGCAGCCAAGUAAGCAUGAGGUCUCUGCCGCUGCUUCUGCUCGUUUCGGCCCUGCUGCUCGUACUGGCGUCGUCGGCGUCGGCGGAGUGGGCACCGGCGGACCCGCGCAGCGAGGUGAUCCAGCAGGUGGGGCGGUUCGCGGUGAUCGUGUACGACCUGGCGCACCGCCGCCGCGGCGCCGGCCUGACGUACGUGGGCGUGGCGCGCGGCGAGACGGAGGCGGCGGCGGCGGGCGGCGCCGGCACCUUGUAUUAUCGCCUGGUGGUGGCGGCGGCCAAGGCCGACGGCAGCAGGGCGCACUACGAGUGCCUCGUGUCCGGCGUCGCCGGGUCCAGCCUCGACACGUGGAAGCUCCGCUGGUUCAGGAAGAUCGUGGUUCCAAAAGAAAAGUCAGAGUACGUGCACUGUUCACCGUGCACUAGAGCCAUGGCCACACUAAACAGAAUUCUCUUUCCGUUCCUCCUGGCCGCCUUCUUCGCCAUUGCCCACGCCGAAGAAAGCUACACGGCCACUGCGCCUGCGUCCCAGCCGCCGCCACCUCCAUCGCCGGCGUCCCCGCCGCCGCCGCCUCCAAUGCAGGCGUGGACGCCCGUGGGGGACGUGAAUGACAUGUCGAUCCGGCAGGUGGGGCAGUUCGCCGUGCGCAUCUACGCCCUGACCAUGCGGGUGGACCUGGCGUUCGUGGGCGUCGUCGGCGGGCAGACACAGCCGCGCGUCGACGGCGCCGGCGGGUUCAUGUACCAGCUGGUGGUGGCCGUGGCCGGGACGGGAGCCAAGGCGCCCACGUACGACGCGCUCGUGUGGGGCGUCCUCGGGACGCGCAACUGGGAGCUCCGGUCCUUCAAGCCCAAGUGAUUUGAUAUGCGCGCGCAGGGGCAUGCAGGGAUUGAUCGUGCCAGUGCGUGGAUGUACGCGAGUCCGGGUGGUCCUUGAGUAGUUACCGUGUCUCUUUGGUGUUGGAGCUCGAUAUGUUUUGUUGGUUUGUAGUUUCCGUUUUAUCCGUGUUCUUUACCGUGGCAUCCGAAAACUCACUUUAACUUGUCCCCUUUUUUUACCA
Brachypodium distachyon (stiff brome) is the source of this 1136-nucleotide messenger RNA. RefSeq lists its product as uncharacterized. The transcript is spliced from 3 exons. Bases 95 to 934 code for a protein of 279 amino acids. NCBI's taxonomy places the organism in Eukaryota, Viridiplantae, Streptophyta, Magnoliopsida, Poales, Poaceae. The record is from RefSeq and is a predicted model, not a curated record. Gene Ontology annotation, molecular function: cysteine-type endopeptidase inhibitor activity.